Messenger RNA from Loa loa (African eye worm), 1638 nucleotides. Its product is annotated as TBC domain-containing protein c. The coding region runs from base 138 to 1427 and encodes 429 amino acids. Gene Ontology annotation, molecular function: GTPase activator activity. Gene Ontology annotation, biological process: activation of GTPase activity; intracellular protein transport. The record is from RefSeq and is a predicted model, not a curated record. The transcript is spliced from 11 exons. NCBI's taxonomy places the organism in Eukaryota, Metazoa, Nematoda, Chromadorea, Rhabditida, Onchocercidae.
CAAUUAUUCUGCGUUUUGUGGUGACAGUGUGUCUGAUGAUACGCAAGUGUGGAAUUCCGGUGACAUUGCGUGCGAGAUUGGGGAUUCUCCAAGGAAUGUUUGCAAGGCUACCGUUCUCGACAAAAUCCUGAAGACCAAUGGGUGAAAAAUAUAAGGAACGGCUGUUGCAGUUAGAAAGAGUUUUAUUGCUAGAGAACGCGGAAAUAGAUCUGGGCGACUUGAGACUCAGCUGCAGUUUUGGUGUUCCUGACUCCUUGCGACCGUUGUGUUGGCGUCUACUUCUCGGUUAUCUACCUGUGGAGCGACAACAGUGGCCCGCGUAUCUUCGAAAGCAACGUGAAAUUUAUAGCAGCCUUGUUGAAGAUGUGAUCGUUCAUCCUGGCCAGUCGUCUAUAGCGCCAGACCAUGAAACUACCGCAGAUCAUCCACUAAAUCUCAAUCCAGACAGUCGAUGGAAUAAUUAUUUCAAGGACAAUGAAGUAUUGGCUCAAAUAGAUAAGGAUGUUCGGCGACUUUGCCCAGAAAUCGAUUUUUUCCAAAGAAUUACUUCUUACCCACAUAGGUCAGCAGCAAAAAUCAAUUUGUCACGUCGUAUUCGACAAGAGAACCUUUAUUCUGAAGUUUUACCAAGCAGUCACUUUAAUGCAGGGAAUUUUAUUGCCUUACCAGCUAAAACAGCUAGCAAAGAAUAUUCCAAUGUCGUUGACGAAAAUGUUGAAUACCAUUGGCAGGUGGUUGAAAGAGUGUUAUUCAUGUAUAGUAAACUUAAUCCAGGAGUGAAAUAUGUGCAGGGAAUGAAUGAAAUUAUGGGUCCAUUGUAUUACGUAUUUGCAAGUGAUGCAGAUGACGAAUGGGCAGAAGAGGCUGAAGCGGAUACAUAUUAUUGUUUCCAAUUGCUGAUGAGCGAGAUUAAGGACAAUUUCAUUAAAACUCUGGACAGUUCCAACUGUGGCAUUGAGUCACUUCUGGCUGAAUUUAAUGAAAGAUUGAGGAGUUGCGAUCCUGAACUGUAUAAUCAUCUGGUCGAUAUGGGCAUUAAGCCGGAAUUCUAUGCAUUUCGCUGGCUUUCUUUACUUCUCUCACAAGAAUUCUCUCUACCAGAUGUUAUUAAUAUAUGGGAUUCGUUAUUUUCCUCACCUGAUCGUUUACGAUUUCUCCACUGGAUAUGCUUAGCGAUGAUGGAGAAAGUCCGUGACUUGCUGCUUGAAGGAGAUUUUACAGCAUGUUUGGAAAUGCUACAGAAUUAUCAUGAAACUGACGUCGGAGAAUUGAUUGUGAUUGCUCACAAAAUGAACGAAGGGUGCUACUGUUUCAAAAACUCGUGUAGAGACAGCACAAAAAGUGCUUUUUCGAAAUUGGAAAUAAAUCCUACUGUAAAACUUGCCAGUGCCUUCAGUAAUGUUCUAAGGACAUUGUCAAAGAAAUAGUAAUUUGCUACCACCGUUCUUUAACAUCGCUAUUUAUUUCUUAGUGAUAAUGUUUUUGGAGGAUUCAAAUAUUCCUAAUCGAGAAGGAGAAACAUUUCGAAUGAACUAAUAAACAAAUAGUAAUCUGCAUAAUCAGUACGAAAUGCUGGUAUAUCUCUGCCGUGUGCCAUAUGUGUGUUCCUCAUGAAUAUGGAAUAAAUCUUAUGCAGUG